Molecule: messenger RNA, 4235 nt
Organism: Hippocampus comes (tiger tail seahorse)
Lineage: Eukaryota; Metazoa; Chordata; Actinopteri; Syngnathiformes; Syngnathidae
Product: midasin-like
Exons: 9
Coding region: 117-4220 (1367 amino acids)
Cellular component (GO): cortical actin cytoskeleton
Molecular function (GO): actin binding; myosin binding
Source: RefSeq, a predicted model, not a curated record
UAAUAUGUAUAUAUGCGUGUGUCGCAGAGGGAAGUACCUACGAGGAGAGCAUCUGCAAUGAAGGCAGCGUCUGUGGCAGUGACGCCACCUUCUACAAACAAACUGAAGAGCACAGCAUGGCAGAGACGCUCACUGUGGCCUUCCGGGUGGCGGAGGAGGCCAUAGACGAGGCCAUUUCCAACGCAGAGUUUGAUGCUGCCAGUCAGGAGAAUCAAAAUGAAGCCCAUUACCUGCGUGAGCACAGAGGAGAGCUCAUUGAGGAGCUGGCAAAAACAAUCAUCCAAAAAAUCAUCACUAGGAGGAAGACCUUGGCUGAGAUGAGGGACGAGUAUGAGCAGGAGGGAUCGCCGGAGCACAACGCCCACCACCCUGGCGACCAGGCCGGCGAAACCUUUAAACACCUCAAAGGCCUCUGGCGGUCGCGAUCCGCCUUCUCGCUGAUGGACGACAACCGAGACGCUCGUCAGACAUCGCCUGAGGAAGGAGGAUCGAGCGUGUCUCCGUGGACUAAUGUUGAGCGUCUGGAAAACUCUGGAGGUGUGUCCUCUGUGCUCAAGAGUCCAGAUGGGAACUGGAUCGCCCUGCAGAGCGCUCAGCUGUCUCGGCCAAGCCUGCUGGCCAAGAGGAAGAGUCAAGUCUACAGUGCCUUGGAGAGAGAGUCCGGAGCGGUUUCCGCUUAUGAGGGCAUGGAUUCUGACAACGAAGCCAAACCAGAGCUAGACUCCUCCUGGGGCGCUAUCCUGCAGGAGUUCCACAGGAAGCUGACAGGCUCCAAAGUCCGUCGAGAUGCAGCGAAUAGAAACGACGCUUGGUCUGACUCCGAGGGGAAGCUUAAAAAAUCUCCGGUGGCGAUUGUUAGGAGGCAGAUGCUGCCCACGGAGGGCAGACUGCCAUCGUCACACCGGACCGGCAUCAUCGACAUCACCUUCAACCGGAAGGCCGCUCCGGACGAUAGUGGGGCCGGAAGUGAGGCGGCGUCCGGGAAAGCUAAGCGAUCACGAAGGAAGAGAAGAAGUAAAAGAAGAGCAACACUUUCUGGACCUCUUUCCAUGGAUUAUAACAAGAAAGAUGUCCAUUCCUGUUCUCCCAGCGAUGUCGACACUCCUGACACUUUGACACCCGACGCGGUGACUCCUGAUCUGCUCCACCAAAACGUCGACAUCAGUCAAGUGGAGCAAGAGCUUCCAUUGGAUGCACCACAACCCUUAGAACACAUCUCCAACUCUUCAGUCAGGGAGGAAGGCCUUUGCCACACAAAAGGCAGCGGUGACGCACAAGCGAGAAGCCAAGAUGAUGAAAAGGACGAGGACUUGAACGAGGCUGACACAGAGGAGAACAGGAAUGGGCAUGACGAGACCGGCAACGAAAGGAUAAAAAACUUGAAGGCAGAGGUGGACUUGGCAAGAGGCGGAGUAGAGGAUGAGAAAGUGGAGGAGGAGGAAGAGGAGGAAAUGAAAUCGAGGUUGUACAAGCUGGUGGCAAAGUCCAAGCUGGCCUACUUCUCGUCCACCGACGAUGAACUAGACCGAGCAGGAAAGAGUGAGGAGGACCAAGGAUGCGUCGGUAAGGAUCACGAGGAAGAAACUGAAGGCCUCACACAUCAACUCAGCCAGCUGGAGAAGGAAGUCCGAUCCGCAAUGUUCUCCUCCACAGAGGAGGAGCUCGACCGGAUCACGGAUGAGGAGGCUGGAAAGGAAGGGGAAGAAGAAGAAGAGGAGGAUGAAGAGGCGCUGGAGGUGAGAUUGUGCCGGUUGGCCAAUCAAGCGGGCGCCACUCAGUUUUCCUCUACCGAAGAUGAGCUGGACCGCGAGGAGGCUGUGCAUGAGGAGACACUGUGGAGGCUGCAGGAGCACAAGGCGGCACAGGCCACUCAGGUGCGCCAUCUGGCCAGUCUGGUCAGUGCCUCGCAGUUCUCCUCCACUGAGGAUGAGCUCGAUCGAGUCGGUGAGGAUGAACAAAAGAUGAUGCGAGGUGAGGAACCCUGGGGAGAAACGGGGGGAAGUCGUUGGGAAUCCAUGGGGGAGGAACCACUCCAGGAUCCAAUGAGUGACAACUUUUCAGGUGCGGCGGUGGAAGCAUUAGAUGGUGACGGGAUGGAAUCAGAAAAGGCGGAAGAGAGAACAAGGAGACCAGAACUGGAUCAGUUGGAAGUGAAGCUGGUAGAUCAAAAAGCAGAACGGGAAGAGGAAGACAUCAGAAACGAGAGCGUUGGGAAGGGGGAGAGCGAGGAGGAAGAUGUCGACUUCAACAAAAUCAUUAGCAGCAUGUUGACAUUGACACUGGAGGAUAUCCGCGAACAUGCUCAGGCUGAAGAGAAGAAAAAGGAUGGAAAGACGGACAAAGAUCCAAAGACUGAUGAGGAGAGGAAAGAUGAUACGAUGACAAACGGUGAAAGGACACGAGACACAACCAUGGACAAGAGGCAGAAUGAGGAUACAAAACCAGAUGAUGAAUGCAAAGAGGAUGAAAAGACAGACCAGAACAAGAAUCAGGACGAAAAGACAGACGAGGAAAGGAGUAAGGAUGCAAAGAUUGAUGAGGAGAGGAAAGAUGAUGAGAUGACAAAUGAGGAAAGAAACAAGGACACAAAGAAAGACGAGAACAGGGAUGAUGAUGAUGAUGAUGAUAUAAAGUCACCGAAGGAUACAGACAAUGAGAAACGUGUGGACUCAAAGACAGACAAGGACAAGAAUGAGGAUUUAAAGACAGACGAGGAUUUAGUUGACGAGAAGAAAGAGGACUCAAAGGCUCAUGAGAACAGGAACAGGGACGCAAAUCCAGACGAGACGAAAGAGGAUGAGAACAGGAACAAGGACAGGAUCAAGGCAGCUGAGGCUCUGGCAGAAGACACUAAGACGGACAAUGAAAGUAACACGGCUGUAAAUAGAGACAAGGAGACAUGUCAUAAGAUGGAACAGGACAUGGAAGCCGAGACAGAUGAGAGGGACCGGAACGAGGAUGCUAACAAGAGUAACGACAACUCAAAAACAGAAAAGGGGCGGAAAGAGGACUUUAAGAUGGAAAAGACAGAUAUGGAGAGGAAAGACAAUAUGAAGAUUGAUGACGCGACAAAAGAGGACACCAAAGCAGAUGACAACACAAGCAAGGAACAGCAAACGGACAAAGACUGGAGCGAGGAUGCAAAGACAUGGAUGGACUGGAGUAAGGAUGCAGAGACAGACAAGGAAGGAAAUGAGGAAGCCAAGACAGACCAGGGCUGGAGUAAGGAUCCCAAGACAACCCGCGAUUGGAACAAGGAUCCAAAGACAGGCGCGGAUUUGAGCAAGGAUGCAAACACAGACAGGGACAAGGAUGCAAAGAUAGACGCAGACUGGAACCUGGAAGGCGAUGCACGGAAGGACUGGGACAAGGAUGCACAGACCGACACGGACAAGGAAGAGGAAAGCAAGAUAGACAAUGACGGGAAAAAGGACGCAAAGACAGAUGAGGACCACAGCGAGGGUGCACUGACAAGCAAGUACAGGAACAAGGAUGCAAAGACAGACCAAAUCUGGAACGAGGAAAGCAAGAUGGACAAGGAGAGGCAAAAACACCCGAAGGGCCGCAGAGAUAAUACUCGGAAUGUCAAAAAGAGUGAAGAUGUUGCAAAGACAGAAAAGAACGAGGAUGUGCAGACAGACAAAGAGGGCAAAGAUUGUGCGAACACAGACCAGAGAAAUGAACACUCCAAACCAGGUCAGAACAGGAACAAGGUCAAAGUCGAGAAGGAUUGGAACGAGGCUGAGACACAGGAGAACAGGACUGGGGAUGACAAGACCGGCAAAGAGAGGAAAAAAAACUGGAGGACAGAAAAUGGCAAGUACAAAGCCACCAACAGUAAAACAGAAAAGGAUAAGGAUGCAAAGACGGACGAAAUAGAUGUAAAAGAAGCCCAGGAAGAACAAAUAAGUCGACUCGAAGAUGCAGAGAAACAAACUGUGGAAGAACUCUCAGAAACGCACAAAGGCGCUGCUCUUCCACUCAGUAAUCCAGCUGGUAGACAGCAGGAACGACAAGUGGCGGCGGCGAAAGAUGAGGACCCGAGAAGAAAAAUGGCCGCAGUGGAGGAGGAUUUCCCGUUGCCGGACGACAUCAGAAAUGCUAGUGACGCUGAAGUGUACCAUGCGGUACACUUCAUAUCGACCCUGCUGGAACAGGUGAGACGGACCGAGGGCAAGCUUCUUUAUGGCAAUUUGCACAAUGCUAGCAGUAGCGUUUGAUAACGGUAAUUCCUG